CACUUCUAUCUCUCAAAACAAUUAGUAAGUCAUCUACCAGAUUAUGAAUAUAUAAUGUUAUUAAUAUACUUGUACUUCGUAGCGUGUAUUGUACAUGAGAUACCAUUGUUUUAAAAAAAAAUAAAAAAUAAAAUAAAAAAAUAGAUUGAAACCAUAUAAUAGUAUUGGGUUUCCAAUACAAUUUAGAAAUUCCCCUCAUGACUUCGUGAGGAAAAAUUCCUAAGUAAUUCGUAUAUUUUUCUUCAAAUUCAUUAAAAAUUCCUUUUCGUGAGAAGGAUAUUCGAAUGAUUAUUUUUCUUACCUUUAUUUUAAAAAAAACCCAAAAGUCCAACCCAUAUUUACAACCGGGUCUAGUACAUCAUUAGCCCAACCCAAGAGAAACAAGACGCUCCAGAAAUCAUAAAAGUAGCCGUUAAAUGUAAUCAAACGGCUCCAAUUCAUUCUCCUUUUCAAAACAUUAAACUCCCUCCUUCAAAUUUACAACUUUUCUGACCGUUUGAGAUUUCGCCAUCUUCUCAAUAUCACUCCUUCUCUUUCUCUCUCUAUAAUCAAACUUUCAAGCUCACUUUCUCUCUCAUAUUCUCUUGAAAUCCCUGAUUUUCAUCUCCAGAUUUCUUCAAUUUACUUGUUUUUCAGCAAAAUUAAUUUGUGGAAAAAUGGAUGAUCAAACUGUAGAAAUCGUUCGAGAAAAUGGCGACGCAAACUCAUUUAUGGAGUCAGCAAAUGCAACACCACAUGCUCAAAACGAUAGAGUGGAGGAAAAUACGAAUUCUACUGAUGCAAGUCAAUAUUCGAACGAAUCCCAAGCAGUUUCAGUUGAUGAAGAGCCUAAGCUUCCAAUACUAAGGAAAAUCAAUGAUCUAAGUAACAAAAUUCAGACUUUGAGGAAGGAGCAUACAUCUCUAUCAGUCGAGGUAAAGGAGAUAACGAGCAAUCAAUUUCCCGGCUUUGAAGUUCUGAAUACACUUCAGCACUUAAGUGAGGAGCAUGAGCUUUUGAAGAACAAGUACAUGGAAGAGUCUGAGCUUCUAAAGAAAAAGUACAUUGAAGAAUAUGCUGAAAGGAAGAGGCUGUACAAUGAAGUAAUUGAGCUGAAAGGCAAUAUUAGGGUCUUUUGUAGAUGCAGACCAUUGAACCAAGAUGAAAGGGCAAGUGGGUCGACUUCUGUUGUUGAAAUUCCUCCUUCCCAGGACCAUGAAUUGAAUAUAACUUGUGCUGAUUCUUCAAAGAAACAAUUCAAGUUUGACCAUGUAUUUGGGCCCCAAGCUGACCAAGAGGAGGUCUUUGCAGAAACUUCUCCAAUUGUCACUUCUGUUUUGGAUGGCUACAACGUGUGCAUAUUUGCCUAUGGACAAACUGGAACUGGAAAGACCUUUACCAUGGAAGGGACACCAGAGAAUAGAGGGGUUAACUAUAGAACUUUGGAGGAGUUAUUUAGGAUUGCUAAUCUGAGAAGCAGUACUGUGAAAUAUGAACUAUUUGUCAGCAUGUUGGAGGUCUACAAUGAAAAAAUAAGGGACCUGUUGGUGGAGAACACCAGUGAACCACCUAAGAAGUUGGAAAUAAAACAAGCUCCAGAAGGAACACAAGAAAUUCCUGGGCUAGUUGAAGCUCAUGUUUAUGGUACAGAUGAAGUAUGGGAAUUACUCAAGACUGGGAGCCGAGUGAGAUCUGUUGGAUCAACCAAUGCUAAUGAAUUCAGUAGCCGUUCCCAUUGCUUGCUGCGGAUUACUGUGAAAGGGGAAAACUUAAUGAAUGGACAAAGGACAAAGAGCAACCUUUGGUUGGUGGAUUUGGCUGGAAGUGAGCGUGUUGGAAGAAUUGAAGUUGAGGGUGAAAGACUGAAGGAAUCUCAGUUCAUCAAUAAAUCCCUCUCAGCUCUUGGUGAUGUCAUCUCUGCUCUUGCAACUAAAACAAACCACGUUCCAUACAGAAACUCAAAACUCACCCACAUGUUGCAGAGCUCUUUAGGAGGUGAUUGCAAGACCCUGAUGUUCGUCCAAAUUAGUCCUAGUGCUGCAGACCUGGGUGAGACUCUAUGCUCCCUGAACUUUGCUAGUCGAGUCAAGGGAAUUGAAUAUGGUCCAGCCCGCAAACAAGCAGAUAUCUCUGAGCUCCUCAAGUAUAAGCAUCUGGCUGAGAAGUUAAAGCAUGAUGAUAAAGAGACAAAGAAACUGCAGGAUAGUGUGCAAUCUUUGCAGUUAAGGCUUUCUGCCAGAGAGCAUAUCUGCAGAAGUCUUCAGGAGAAGGUGCGGGAUCUUGAAAAUCAACUGGCGGAGGAGAGGAAAACUAGACAGAAACAGGAAAAUAGAGCUGCUGCUUCUAUCAGGCAACCAAGACAGGCACAAAGAACCACAACAGAGAAGAAGCCUCCGCUAGGUCCUUCAAAUGCAAGGAUGCCAUUGCGAAAGAUAUCCAAUUACAUGCCCCAACCAUCACCUGUCCAAGCCAAGAAGACUUCUACUUUCUCUUCUCGUUUCUCAAGUUCAUACGAUGGUAAAGAAAACACUUCGAAUGGAUCAAAUACAAGAGCCAUGAGGGGGCCACGAAGGAUCUCUGUCGCAGUGAGACCAUCAACCGAAACUAUGGCACAACCUAUGCAGCCCAGAAGAAGGGUCUCCAUAGCAACACUCCGUCCUGAGUCAAAUUACCAUGAAACACCUCUUAGUAAGUCAAAACGCGAGAGUGCAUUACCAGGGCCCUCAUUUUUCAGGGAGGCAUCAAGGGUAAGGCGGUUUUCAAAGGUGUUUUCUCCUCUGCCAGAGACAAGAGCCGUAGCUAGUUCCUCUGUGGAAGCAGCAACACCUAUGAGCAGUAGGAGGUUUAUGGCAAGCCCUCCUCAACAGGGUUCGUGGAGGCCAAAGCACCCUACCGUGGUUGCCCUGCAGAAAAAGCCAGUUGUUUGGAGUCCUUUGAAGUUGCGAGGGUUGAAAAAUUUCCGGAAGUCUAUAGUAUGAUGUGAAAAUAUGCAUUUAUUUUCUCUUUGUUAACUGCAAUUCGUCACCUACAUAUAUUCUUGGGUCUUCCAAAUCAGUAGGCUCAAAUAUGCAUAGUAUUUUUAUACUUUUGUUGUAACAUCAUCAUUGUGAUGUUUUGAUUAAUUUUCCUGUCUUACAAUUUGUUAAGUUCAGAAUGUUUAGUACAGUAUUAUAUGCUAAAGAAAUUAAUUCAUGUCAAUUUUUAAGG
Molecule: messenger RNA, 3186 nt
Organism: Chenopodium quinoa (quinoa)
Lineage: Eukaryota; Viridiplantae; Streptophyta; Magnoliopsida; Caryophyllales; Amaranthaceae
Product: kinesin-like protein KIN-14S
Exons: 12
Coding region: 657-2957 (766 amino acids)
Biological process (GO): microtubule-based movement
Molecular function (GO): ATP binding; microtubule motor activity; microtubule binding
Source: RefSeq, a predicted model, not a curated record